AGCGACUCUGAUACGGCCGAAAGUAUUCGAUGUGCUUGGCAUGGGAAUAAUGGUCCGAUCAAGAUGAUAACCAUGACAGUGGAAAGGAGAUCUAGGUCGUUCUAUCGCUAUGGUGUUCCUCACACAUUGGAUGGGCUGUGCAGUUCAUCUGUUGGCUGAAAUCUAAUCUGUCUUGUCAACCAUACCUACCUACCUUAGCUAAGGUAUUCACUUGGGAUUUGGUGGCUCUCAGCUGGUGAGAUCUCCUCUGACCAAAGGAUGUUGUUUCUGUCGACUGCUCCUUCGACGAAACUACAGGCACUUCCCCCACUUCACUUGGAAGCCGGAUCUGAGGUUCUGCUUACCGGGAAACUUCGAUGGAGUCAAGAUGGUCAUUAUAGGCGCCCGGGGGCCCAGACAGAUGAAGGCUUUACUACAAGUAACAGCAAGAAUCACUACAUGCGGAAGUCGCAGUUACAUCUGCAGCAGAAACUCGUCGGUUUCUUUCUGCUUUUGCGUAUUACUCGAAAUCAUAUCCAUGAUAUCACGCAAAGUAUGAUAGUUGUCCAAACUAACAAGGUUAUCGUCUGCCGUCCACCUCAUCUCCCAUCCCAUCACAGACUUCAAAGAAACCUUGACCAUAUAUUCGAGAUCGGAAGGCCAAAGAUUUCUCUGCAGUCAAAGUAAACCGAAGGAUUCUAUGCAAAAUGAUUCGAAACUUAUUUUGGACCAUCAUCUGGCUCAUCAAGGCCGGUCCUCGUCUGGUGGCCUAGGCGGUCAGCCUGACGAUCCUGUUCAUGAUCUUUGUGGAAAAGACACUCCGCCACAUGUACGGAGCGUACACCGAGCACCGCCCUCUAGGCCACUGCAAACGCUGUUGUCCUUGGUGCCUCCAAGCACGUAUGCAAGCCGACCAGCACCACCACUGCGGCACCAACUGCUUAGUGUGCCGGCCGCGCUUGGUCAGCAACGCCGGCUCCGACAACAGCGCCAUCGCCAUCACGGCGGCCCCGGCGUCGCCGGGCGAGGCACCCCUGGUGACGAUGGGCGUGGUCGGGGCGGACGGACGGAUCGAGCCACAGCUGCAGCUGGCAGUGCGGCGGCGGAGCAGCGGCAGCAGCGUCACGACUGUACUUGAGCAGCCUUCGCCUCGGCAGCAACACUUUUACGGCGCGGGUGGCAUUGACCUCCAUCAACAUCAGCACCAGCACCACCAGCCUCAGAGGCAGCCAUGGCAACAUUAUGUAUUCCACGAACCUAUCAGGGGCAGCUCCUCGGCGCCGCCGGCGUACAGGAUGGAUCCGAUGAGAGGAAGUUUGAGCGUGCAUCCGACCGAGUCUCAGAUAAAUGCCAAUGCUGAGGUGAAUCAGGCAGAGCAGGAACAGGUGCGACAGAACAUCGCGGCCCGGCUAACUCAGAUAGGGAGACGGGUGCGUAGCGAUCCGCAUAUUCAGUUUGUUGACCUGGAUUGA
Pyricularia grisea is the source of this 1451-nucleotide messenger RNA. RefSeq lists its product as uncharacterized. Lineage: Eukaryota; Fungi; Ascomycota; Sordariomycetes; Magnaporthales; Pyriculariaceae. Bases 777 to 1451 code for a protein of 224 amino acids. The transcript has 2 exons. The record is from RefSeq and is a predicted model, not a curated record.